ACAGAAGGCGGAGGAGGAAGAGAAGGGUGGGCAUGCGUGUUUGGGAAUGCCGUCGUCGCCGGGCGGGCGGUGUUUUUUUUUUCCGCUCGCUUCCCCGUCGCUCCUCGGUGUUGUUUAACGGUGCCAGCUAACGGGGCGAUUCCUCUGUGGCGUGUUUACUGCAAAGCGACUUUCGUGUGGGGAUGCUAGCGAGAAAAUGAACAACAAUGCCCGCCUUCCCUUCCCGGGUCUGCUCGGCGACUUCGGCGUCUCCUGAGCUCGUUGUGGCUAGCAUGUUUUUUUGCCUGUCAAAUUAGCUCCUGGUUUGCUAAAUGCGCUUAAAUACCUCCACCGCCUUGUCUUAUUUUUAACAUUAAAGUCUUCAUUUUCAGCCUGUGUGGAUUUAAAAUGUGUAAAGGAAGAAAUGAAGUGGCGGUAGAAGGCUUCCUGUGAGAUAUUCCCCCGCACACACCCGUAGUCAUGACCGGUGUGUGGAGCAGUAGAGUCGGGCGAAACUAGAUGACUGCUAGCGGAACAGUCAGCGGGGCUUUCGGUAUUUGGAUGAUCGUGACGCCGAGGAGGAGCUGAUCGGCUCGGCUAAACGCAGUCAGCAUGGGGGAGCCCAGCCUGGACGACUCCAACGUCAAGGUGGCGGUCCGCGUUCGGCCCAUGAACAGGAGAGAAAAGGAAUUAAACACAAAGUGCGUGGUGGAGAUGGUGAAGAAUCAGACCGUCCUCCAUCCUUCAUUGGGCAACUUGGGCAAGGGCGACUCCAGGAAUCAGUCCAAGGUUUUUGCCUACGACUACUGCUUUUGGUCCAUGGAUGAAUCGGACAAAGAGAAAUUCGCUGGUCAGGAGGUGGUUUUUCAGUGCCUUGGGGAGAGUCUUCUUCAUAACGCCUUCCUUGGCUACAAUGCCUGUAUCUUUGCCUAUGGACAAACUGGUUCCGGAAAGUCCUACACUAUGAUGGGUUCGGGGGACCAGCCGGGCCUCAUCCCUCGACUUUGUAGCGCUUUGUUUGACCGCACGCAGAAGGAGCAGCGUGAGCAGGAGAAGUUCACUGUGGAGGUCUCCUACAUGGAGAUCUACAACGAAAAGGUCCGCGAUCUGCUGGACCCCAAAGGGGGCAGACAAACGCUGAGAGUGAGAGAACAUAAAGUGUUGGGUCCAUACGUGGACGGCCUCUCACGGCUAGCUGUGGCUAGCUACAAGGACAUCGAGGUGCUGAUGUCAGAGGGCAAUAAAUCUCGCACCGUCGCUGCCACAAACAUGAACGAGGAGAGCAGUCGAUCGCACGGCGUAUUCAACAUAAUUCUGACGCACACCAUGACGGAUGUCCAGUCUGGGACAAGCGGUGAGAAAGUGAGUCGGCUGAGUCUGGUGGACUUGGCUGGAAGUGAGCGAGCAGCAAAAACCGGAGCGGCGGGAGAGCGUCUCAAGGAGGGAAGCAACAUCAAUAAGUCGCUGACUACACUCGGCCUGGUGAUCUCCGCUCUGGCAGAGCAAGGAACCGCCAAGAACAAGACCAAGUUUGUUCCUUACAGAGACUCUGUUCUGACAUGGUUGCUGAAGGACUGCCUCGGCGGGAAUAGCCGCACGGCGAUGGUGGCAACGGUGAGCCCGGCGGCCGACAACUACGAGGAGACGCUGUCCACGCUGCGCUACGCCGACCGGGCCAAGAGCAUCGUCAACCACGCCGUCGUCAACGAGGAUCCCAACGCUCGCAUCAUCCGGGAGCUGCGCGAGGAGGUGGAAAAGCUGCGAGUCCAGCUCACUCAAGCCGAGUCUUUGAAAGCUCCUGAGCUCAAGGAGCGCCUGGAAGAGUCUGAGAAGUUGAUUCACGAGAUGACCAUCACGUGGGAGGAUAAGCUUCGCAAAACGGAGGAGGUUGCACAGGAGCGUCAGAAGCAGCUGGAGAGUCUGGGCAUUUCCCUCCAGUCGUCGGGCAUUAAAGUUGGCGACGAUAAGAGCUUUCUGGUCAACCUGAAUGCAGACCCGGCGCUCAAUGAACUGCUAGUGUACUAUUUAAAGGAGGACCACACCCAGGUGGGCUCGGCAGACUCGCAGGACAUCCAGCUGUGUGGCAUGGGCAUCCAGGCCGAGCACUGCGUUAUUGACAUCAACGCCGACGGCGCCGUCAUCCUCACCCCAUUCCCCAACGCUCGGACGUGUGUAAACGGCUCUCCGGCCACCUGUGCGCUGAUGCUUCACCACGGCGACCGAAUCCUCUGGGGAAACAACCAUUUCUUCAGGAUAAACCUCCCCAAGCGGCGCGCUCGAACCGCCGAGGACGAGGAGGGUGAUGGCAGCGUGAUGAAGAAGAGCGGCAGCAGCGAGCAGCUGGAUGCGGACGGUGACUCGGCCAGUGAAGUGUCCAGCGAGGUCAGCUUCUCCUACGAGUUCGCUCAGACCGAAGUCAUGAUGAAGGCUCUGGGCAACAAUGACCCCAUGCAGAGCGUCCUGCAGUCCCUGGAGAGGCAGCAUGAAGAGGAGAAACGCUCGGCCCUGGAGCGCCAGAGGCAGAUGUACGAGCAGGAGCUCCAGCAGCUCCGUCGCAAGCUCAAUCCGGACCGCCUGUCAGCGGGGCCCCCGGGACCCCUGGUGCUUGGUCAAGCCGGCGCCAGCCAGCAGUCUCACUACCGCAGCAUGGAGAGGCUCAGCGUGGGAGGCAUGAGCCACUCCAGCAGUGCUCAGAGCAGACUGAGACAGUGGAGUGAGGACAGGGAGGCUGUGUUGGUGAGGAGCUUGAGGCGGCUGCGCGAGCAAAUAGUGAGAGCCAACCUCCUAGUGCAAGAGGCCUGCUUCAUCGCCGACGAGCUGGAACGCCACACAGAGUACCGAGUCACCUUACAGAUCCCCUCAGACAACCUCAAUGCCAAUCGCAAGAGAGAUGCGGUGCUCAGCGAACCCGCCAUUCAGGUGCGACGUCGCUGCCGUGGCAAGCAAAUCUGGAGCUUGGAGAAGACUGAGAACCGCCUAGUGGACAUGAGGGAGCUCUACCAGGAGUGGCAGGACUAUCACCUGCACGACAACGACAACCCGGGGAUGCGCUCGUACUUUCGCCGGGCCGACCCCUUCUUUGAUGAGCAAGAGAACCACAGCCUGAUCGGAGUGGCCAAUGUCUUCCUGUCCUGCCUUUUCUACGACGUCAAACUGCAGUACGCUGUGCCCAUCAUCAACCAGAAAGGAGAGGUGGCUGGGCGUCUCCAUGUGGAGGUGGUGAGGGUUGGUGGGGCUCUCGAGGACAACAUCGCCGGAGGAGACGAUCCUGACCACAACCCAGAUUCUGAAAUUCAGGACCGCAAACUUGUCUGUAUGAUUAAAAUCCUGCAGGCCACUGGUCUCCCCCAGUACCUGUCCAACUUCGUCUUCUGCCAAUACUCCUUCUGGGACCAGCCCGAGCCAAUCAUCGUGGCCCCCGAGGUGGACCCCUUGUCAUCGUCGCCGGGCACAAAGGACCCCCACUGCAUGGUGGUGUUCGACAGCUGCAAGGAAUUGGCCGUGUCUGUGUCGGAGGAUUUCAUCGAAUACUUGACGGAAGGUGCCGUGGCCAUUGAGGUGUUCGGACACAGGCAGGCUGAUGCGGGCAGGAACCCGGCCCUGUGGGACCUCAGCAUCAUCCAGGCCAAAACACGCACGCUGCGAGACAGGUGGAGCGAGGUAACGCGCCGGCUGGAACUCUGGAUCCAAAUCCUGGAGAUUAACGAGAACGGAGACUUUGUCCCGGUUGAAGUCAUUCCCGGUCGAGAUGUCAACACCGGCGGAAUCUUUCAGCUUCGACAAGGUCAAGCAAGGAGAAUCCAGGUGGACGUGCGCUCCGUUCAGGACUCGGGCACCAUGCCGCUCAUAUCAGAGAUCGUGCUGGCUGUGUCGGUGGGCUGUGUGGAGAUUACACCCACCAUCAGCAGCUCAGAGGGAGACGAGAUGGACAGUUAUCAGGAGAGAGACCUGGAACGUUUGCGGCGUCAAUGGUUGGCAGCGCUCACCAAGAGGCAGGAGUACUUGGACCAGCACCUACAAAGUCUGGUCAGCAAAGCAGAAAAAACAGAGGACGACAUGGAGAGGGAAGCUCAGCUGCUGGAAUGGCGCUUGACGCUGACGGAAGAACGAAACGCCGUCAUGGUGCCCUCUGCAGGCAGCGGCAUUCCAGGAGCACCUGCGGAAUGGGUUCCACUUCCGGGCAUGGAGACUCACAUUCCGGUCCUCUUUCUCAACCUUAAACCUGACGACCUGAGCUCUCAGGACCAGUUUGAGGUUCCCGACGCUGGAGGCUGGGACGCCACGCUGAGCGGCGAAGACGAGGAUGACUUCUUCGACCUGCAGAUUGUCAGACACUACGACGGCGAAGUAAAAGCGGAGGCGUCGUGGGACUCCACAGUCCACGAGUGCCCGCAGCUGAGCCGCGGGGGAGCUUGGCCCGACAGCCGGGUGUACCUCACCGUGCGCGUGGUAGUGCAGCUCAGCCACCCGGCCGACAUGCAGCUGGUGCUAAGGAAGAGAAUCUGUGUUAACGUCAACCCCGGGCGCCAGGGCUUCGCGCACAAUUUCCUCAGGAGGAUGUCCACGCGCAGCACCAUCCCUGGAUGUGGCGUCACCUUUGAGGUGGUCUCCAACAUCCCAGGGGACGCUCCCGGAUCAGAGGACAGAGAGAUGCUGGCCCGCCUCGCCGCCAGUGCUCACAGCAGCGAGUCGGCCGACGACGAAGCCGCCAUCGAGAAGUACCUCCGUAGUGUGCUCAGUCUCGAGAACAUCCUCACUCUGGACCGCCUCAGACAGGAGGUGACAGUGAAGGAGCAACUGGCUGCAAGAGGAAGAAGCAACCGGCGGAGUCUCAGUUCUCCAUCUGUUAACAGUGUACUUCAACUAUCUGGAAGUAGACAAGACUUGUCCACCACCUGCCUGCUUGAGGAUAAGGGUCGCUGGGAGAGUCAGCAGGACAUCUUCAUGCCGUCUGCGUACCAUCGCACGCUACCGCGCCCGGCCUCGUCUCCCUCCACCUACUGCCCCACGUCGCCGCCGCCGCCGCCUUCCUCGACCGCUGUCACCUCGCCACACAACCAGGAGCCAGAGCAAGGUCGUUCAGGACUUGCUGCCUCUUAUCUUUCAGUGAAGGCGCUGGUUCCGCAGAUGCCCAAACUGCUCAAGUCUCUGUUUCCGGCACGCGAUGAUAAGAAGGAGCUGAGACCGUCGCAGCACGGCCAACAGCACAUGCCGCGCAUCAUGUCGCCACCAGGGGGGGACGAAUACAGAGUCAAGGUGGACACGGCCGCCCGCCUCCCGCCAGCGCCGGCCAGAGAGCGGCGCCCCGACCCGACCGACGCCCCCCCUCUUCUCGUGCAUGACCCGCAUGACAACACCCCCCUCAGCCCGCUCAGCCAGUCGUCCAGCGGCUACUUCUCGGCCAGCGUCUCCACGGCGACCCUGUCCGACGUCCUGCAACCCUCCUCCUCGUCCUCCUCCCUCCUCCUCGCCGCGGACACCGCGCUAGCUGGCAAUCACGAGGGCGUGACUGCACGCCACUUCCUCUCUGAACAGAAGCCGCCCGACGACCCGGCCGUGCCCGCCUGGCUUACGGAUGGCGCCCACGUGGCCGUCGGGAGCAGCAAGGCGGGCACCGUGCGCUACGUUGGAGCUGCGCACUUUGGCGAAGGCGUGUGGGUGGGCGUGGAGCUGGACUCCCCCACAGGCAAACACGACGGCUGCGUGGGCGCCCACCGCUACUUCCAAUGUCGGCCCGCGCACGGCGUGCUGGUUCGGCCGGACCGCCUGACGUCCCGCCACAAUCGGCGCGGACCCCCGGAACUCGCCGCCCGCGUUCCCGUCAUCAGAGGGGAGAACCGCAAGUCCUGGAGCAGCUGAGACCAGGAACCCGGAGACGCUGAAAAUUUGGGCGAGGAAAUGUCCCGCUCGCCUCCAUUUUCUCACCAGGAAAAGAGAGAGCUUUUCAGUUAGCUUUUUAGCCAUUUUUUUGCAUUUCUAGCCAGAAUUCCUCUCGCUGUUUCCCGGUCUGCGUGCGAGGCCGUCUCAGGGACUGCAGGGGGGGGGGGGGGCGCAUAUAUUUGUGUGCAAUAAGUCAGCUUUUCGGCUCCAUGUUGACGUCAAGGAUGAUGCACGGAGCCGGUCGUAUCGGUCGAGUAAGUGCAUCUUAUUUUGAAAAGACUUAUUUAGGCGGGACCAGCUUCCUGUCUUAGUAUUGUUGGGGGGAGCGAGCUGGCAUGCACUUCUUAGUGAACAUUCCAGAGACGUUCGCAACAAAAGGCAACUUCCUCAAGCGACGAAGUUGCAUCGCGGGAGAUGCGCCAUCCAUUUGUCGGCCUCACAACACAACGCAAAGCUUGCGUUCAACAAGUCGUUUGUUGGUUUGAAUCUGUCAUGACUCGGCGCUGCGGCGGCUCACUCAAUUGUUGAAAUGACGUUAAUACACAAAUAAAGAUAUGGCUUAUCAUCAGUCACAUGAAGACUGCGAGAGCGCAGAGGAGGAAUUAUCAGGGCCACACUGAAGAUAAAAGAAUGAGAAUAUCAUUUUACAAGCGUAAUCACUAUUUUAUCGUCAGAGAAUUGAGUCAAGUCAUAAAAAGUUGUGGAACUUUUUCCUCAUAUUGACCACUGUCAUAAAUUGGCAAGUUUCAAAUUUAAGAGAAAAAAGAAAUGAAAUUCUGGUAAAUUUACAAAAACUAUAUCGUAAAAUGAUGAGGGGAAAAAUAGAAAUGUAUGCUAGUCAUAAAAUGCUCUUCAUCUAUAAAAAGAACAUACAAUUCCAGGGACCAUUUUUCUAAAUUUAGGAGAAUAAAUUCAUCGAAUUAGAAAUGUCAAUUUACCAAACUAUAGUCUAAUUUAAACAAGGGGAAAGAAAUUCUGAGAAAAAUAUCUAGGCUUACAAGAGCAGUCAUAAAAUUAGUUAAAAAGCUGUAAAUGUAUCAGAUUUGUCAUAAAAGACUAAAAAUGGCAAGGGUAAUUUCAGUACAAAUCAAACGGGACUUGUAAUAUUAUAACUAUUGUCAUAAAGACUUUUUUCAUGUUCUGUGUGACUUGAUUGUUGCGUCGUCGUGACUUAAUUGUCACAAAAAUCGGCAACGUAUGACUUUUAUCACAUUCCGAUGUCCUUCUUGGAAUGUUUCGACUAGUAAUAUACAACUAGGUUUUCUGUUCAGUGUGGUCCUAAUAAUGGUAAAAAUGAUGAUGGUAAUAAUCCUAGUAAGCAUCAUCAGUAUUUUUGUGUGUUAUGAGACAUAUCAUCCCAUUUUAUUUAUAUUGACGUGUACACGUAUGCCUGACUUUGAAUGAAGCCUUCUUUUACUGUCAUUUCAAAUUUCAAUUGCACAAAUGAUUUCCUUGAAUAAUCGCUGCUAUUAGCACUCCAGAGUGGCUCCCUUCGCUUUGUAGUCGCCACUCAAAUUCCAAUAGAAAAUGGAGGACGAAUGAGGCACUUUGUCAAGUGAGUUUUGCAAAGAGGAAAAUGGAAUGUUGAUGCUUGAAUGAUCAGUGGGAACCACAAGCCACCUGAUUAGGCCAUUGAUUGAUUUUUAGCUAAUUGCUAUUCCCCCCCCCCCCCCUCGAAUUGAGGGGAGCAAAAAUUGGUUAAAUAUUGUGAAAUUAGUUGCAAAUUUUUUGGGUGGCAAGUUUGCAAUCCAAGAAGACAUAAUAAAUUGCAGUGCCAUGAGAAGUCAUACAUUUCUCACACUAACAAUUGUAAUUGUAUGACAAUAAAUCAAGAUUAGGAGAAAGAAAUUGCAAAUUGCAUUCACACAUUUUCAAAGGGGGAAAAAAAAAUCAUACUUUAGCAAAAAAACAAAUUCUAUGAAUAAAGCCAUUGUAUGAGGAACAACAGCACAAUUCUAAAAUAACAUUUUCUACAUGAAUAGUCAUAAUGCUACGAGAAGUCCGAAUUUUACCAUUUCAAAAAUGUAAUGUAAUGUGACUAAAAAGAAGUUAAAUAUGUAUGCGAUUAAAGUCAUACUACAAGAAAAACAUGAAUUUGUCCAAGAAUCAAAUUAUAUUUCCAGAGUAAAAGAAAACAUUUUUACAAAUAGUCAUAUGAGUAAAGCAGCAUUAUUACAAGAUUCAAGUUGGAAUAUUGGAGAGAAAAAAAUAUAUAUUUAUAUUACACUCAAAAUGGUGUUUUUAGCUAAGUAAAAUUGGAUUCUUAACACUACUUGGUGUUACUGAAUUGGUGCAGUCCUCAGAAAACAAUUUUGUUAUGAUGCUAAUAAAAUUGGUUCAUUUAAGGUGAUAUUACCGUAGGUUGGUUGGUGGUGCAGGUGCCCGAUGGUUAUGUCAGAAGUGGUUUUAUGAAAUUAGGACUUGAAGGAAAUAAGCGUGUGUGUGUGUGUGUGUUGGGUCUUUGGAAGGAAUUUAAAAAAAAAUAAUAAUAAAAUGGAAUAAGUCAUCAUCAUUAUCACAAUUUGAAGCCAACUCUGCCUUUUAUACCAGGGGUGGGAAACCUAUGGCUUGUGGACCAUAGAGGGCCUGCUCUGCCAUUUAAGAAAAAAUAAAACCUCGUCGGAAAUGUUAGAAAAAGCCCCCAAACAUUUACAUAGUACAUCAUAGAAUAGAAUAGAGUCGCACCAAGAAAUUAAUUGGCAAUUUUAGAGAAAAAUUCAAAUUCACGACAGCAAAUUGUAAUUCUCUGACAAAUUUAUAUUACUGGGGGGGGGGGGUGCUUAUAAUUAAAUUUGUGAUAUUACAACAAAAAAAGUCACAAUUUUACAAGAAAAACGUUAAAAUGUUACGGGAAAAAAACAACGUACAGUUAGUGAUGCACCGAACGGAAAAUUCUUGGCUAUGACUGCUCUGCAUAUUCUUUAAAUGAUGUCAAGAACGUUACGGCAGAAGUUAUUGUAGUAUAUUAUUUAAUUCUGCAUAGUGUUCAAUUGCACAACAUAAUCAUUACUUUAUAAUCGUUAAUUGUGGAUGAAUUAUGGCUUCGAUAUUUAUUUUACUGUAUUUAUUGCAUCAGCCUUGUAAUGGCCGACGCAGUUGCAGCCCGAAUCAAAGUUUCAACGUGCCAUUGUCAAAAAUAUCUGUCUCUAUGGAUUAAUUACUUUACCAAUUCUGUUUUGAAGCCUAGUGAAGAAAGCGAGUCUAUUGAAUCAGAUUAGUCAGAUCUCAAAAGUCAGAAUUAAAACUUAGUACUGUAUUUUGCAAACCAACAAACAUUACUGAAUUGUAUAGUUUAUGCACGGAAAAGAGUUUUUUUUUUCUGUUUUGUGCAAUGUACUUCUUGUACAAUUCUCUUGCAUGCUAUUUUUGUAUUUCCUGUAUUUCUCCUGAAACGAUGCAGAUUUCCCCACUGUGGGAAUAAUAAAGGUUAUCUUAUAAAUAUUAGUUAUAUGCUUUUAACCCUUGUUCUCGGGCGACGUGAACGGAGCUGUUACGUACUCAUUCAUUUCCGGAUUCAGACGGCGUCCUGUGUUUCUGUGUAUUUUCUCUGCAGGCACUUUGCAAUUUGCAGCUAUUUUUUAUGUUCAAAUUUGGUUACGCCCCGUUAUACCGCGGUUCCAGCCAGACUUAUGUCACAUGUGUACUGCAUCACCCAAUCGAGGGCCAAAAUAAUAAUCACGAUUAUUUUUGAUCAAUAUUGUAAUCACGAUUAUUCCUCGUUAGGGAAAAAUCUUGAUUUUUAUUGCACUACUUUUCAACAAACAAUAUUUCAGUGAAAAAUGUUUUUAAAUGAGAAUAAAUGAUGGAUAAUUGACCAUUGGUCAGUCGUGCACGGUCACAAACUGCUAAGAACUCCAUAGUUGUGAUUUCCCUCGCUAUUUACUUCCGGCGAGGUUGUUUUUUUCAUCGCGGUCAGGCCGGCCGAAAAGUUGAAGUCAAUGCAGCCGCUACAACGAUUGUUAACAGUGUCUUACCAUGACACCCACGUCGCCGCCAAUGUGCUGAGACGGUCAACUUGCACUGCUGCAAAUGAAGCACUUUUCACAUGCAGCAACGCCUGCCUUUGAAAUGUAACAAAAUCGCCGAUGAUCAGGCUCAUUUAAUCGUGGCAGCCAAAAUCACAAUGACGAUUCAAAUUUUAAUAAUUCUACAGCCCUAACCCAGUCACUUAUUUGUGUGUUUUGUGACUAUGAGUCACGAUAGCUUAGCAAUUAGCAUGGCAGCCCCAUUUUUCUCCUGUUGCUUCUCGUCUUCCCUUUGUGACAACGAGACUUGGUCACAAGUGUAGCUUGUUCGCUGCCAUGGAGGCAACGAUAGUGACUUAUGCUGCGUUGACGCCGGAAGCGAAGCCGACGUUCACCUCUUUGGCUCGGAAUCGUAGCUAGGGCAACAUGGCGUUUUUGGUUUUUCAUUAACAAUAUAGUUUAUGCAACUGAGCGCUGGCCACCAUUUGCGCUUACGUCAUCACGAUAUCCUGUUUCGGCAACAAGUCCAUUGGUCAAAAACCGAAAAUGCACUUUUGGGCCGUUUUUAGACGCAAAUCUUUGGUGACCACAUUUUCGGUGCAUCUCUAAUCACAAUUAUUGUUAUUUUUAUGAUAACAAAGUGAAAUUCUACGGUCAAGUCAUAUGAGAAAUAAAUCGUAGGAAAAAAAAUUGUGAAUUAAAGUCCUAAAUUUACGAGAAAAAUUAUCACAAUUUGAUGGUAACUCAUUCUUUAAGGAUAGUAAUUUGCGAGUUUAAUAAAAAAGUGUAAAUUAACAUCACAUUACAAGUUUCCGUAUAAUGUUUCAAAGAAAAAAAAAAAUCACAAAUUUAUGAAAAGUGUCAUAAGAUUAAGACUCACAAUUCUGCAAGAAAUAAGUCAGAAUUUCAUGAUGUCCAAUUUUAAUUGUCAUAAUAUUAUAACAUAAGACAUCGUAAAUUAAAGUUGCAAUUUUACAGGAAAAAUGUCUACAUUUUCCAAGAAAGAAAAUCACAAUUUUAUGAGAACAAGUUCACAAGAUUAAGAGAAAAUGUUUACACGUAUGAGUUUUUUUUGUUUUUUUUAAGCCUACUUAGUGUUUCAAUUUUAGGAGAAAGUCAUUUUACGAGAAAAUGGGAAUUCUGUAAGUAAACAAAGUUGUACAUUUACGAGGGUAGUCAAUAUGAGGGAAAAAAAAGUGUACACUAAUGGUGUGGCUUUAUGAGGAAAGGUUUAAAAAAAAAAAAAAAAAAAGUUAUGCGACUAUAAUUUUUAUACUCCGCACAAAAAUGGCCCCUGAAAGGAAAAUGUGUCUUUUGUACAAAUCCAUUUUAUUUUUAACCUUUCAAGUUGACUUUUAACAUCUCACGUCAGCUUGCGGCACUUGAAAUGUUUUGGGGAUUUUAUGCAUGAUGUCGUCAUCACAUUACACAAAAGGCCGCAAUCAGUAACUAGAUGAGGCGCUUCUCAAUCGUUCUACAAACAACAAACUCAUGUCUUGAACAUGAAGCAAAAAUGCAAUUGAAUAGGGCCUCGCACUGCCUUUUUUCUGGCCAUUGCUUGAACUAACCGUGCUCUGCCCACAUAAGGUGUCGUCUAACUUUCGCCUUUGGAGGGGUCAUUUUGGGGGACCCCUAAAAUUCAUACAUUUUCAUAUUGCUUGUAUUUAAGUGUUGUUGUUGUCAACAUAAGCAAUACGUUUUUUUUUUGUUACUAAAGGAUAUGAUUUGACAUGAAAACCGCAGCAGCUCAAACAUUUCAUAUCAACAUGACAAAAGAUUAGCAAUCACGUUUCUUGCUGUGUGUGCAAAUGUGUGUGUAGAUGAAGAGACUAUUGAGCACCGAUGGGUUUUAUUUUUUUUUUUUUUUUGACAAUUUAGUUUUCUGUCACUACGCUGCAAUCCAAAGAGAGAACAUGUAUAUGAAAAUAAGCAUGUUUUUUUAAUUUGUAUCAUUUGAAUAAUAAUGUGAUAAGAAAAUAAAGAAAAAUGAAGUCCGUUUA
Molecule: messenger RNA, 11824 nt
Organism: Phyllopteryx taeniolatus (common seadragon)
Lineage: Eukaryota; Metazoa; Chordata; Actinopteri; Syngnathiformes; Syngnathidae
Gene: kif13ba
Product: kinesin family member 13Ba
Exons: 37
Coding region: 592-5838 (1748 amino acids)
Biological process (GO): microtubule-based movement; regulation of protein localization
Cellular component (GO): adherens junction
Molecular function (GO): microtubule binding; ATP binding; microtubule motor activity
Source: RefSeq, a predicted model, not a curated record